GCAGAGUGCUUGGCUCACUCGUUCAACUCUCCACUCGUCAUGCCCUUCACCAAAUUGCACACGUUUGCUCCUUUACCCCAGACCACGCGUGGCCAACCUGUCAAAGUCGAAGCUGAUCCCAAGGGGAAGAACUUUGUCUAUACCAAUGGCAAGACCGUCUUUAUCAGGAACCUUGAGAACCCAGCCCUAGCUACCACUUAUACCGGCCAUAGUGCUCAAGUAACCGUCGCCUCCUAUAGUCCUAGUGGGUACUAUAUUGCCUCUGGUGAUGUUGCUGGUAACGUCCGUAUUUGGGACACUGUUGGCGAGGAACAGAUUUUGAAGAGCGAAAUUAAAGCUAUCAGUGGACGGAUUACUGAUAUUGCCUGGGACUCAGAAAGCAAAAGAAUUAUUGCCGUAGGUGAAGGCAAAGAGAAAUUCGGACAUGCUUUUGCUUUUGAUACCCUUUCAUCCGUUGGUGAAAUCACUGGACACUCCAAAGUCAUUAACAGCGUAUCCAUCCGACAACAACGUCCAUUCCGUGCUGUAACUGCAUCGGAUGAUAUGUCUGUUGUGUUCUAUCACGGAGUUCCAUUCAAGUAUAACAAGGUCAUCCGUGACCACACUCGGUUUGUUCAUACCGUCAAGUUUUCUCCAAAUGGCGAUUUUUUUGCUAGUGCAGGUGCCGACGGGAAGAUCUUCUUGUACGACGGAAAAACAGGUGACAAAAUCCAAGAGCUCAACUCUGAUCAAGCUCACAGUGGAGGUAUCUUUGCCGCUUCAUGGUCUCCGUGCAGUAAAUAUUUACUGUCAUCUUCCGCCGAUGCCACUGUGAAGAUUUGGGAUAUUGAAGCCAAGUCUGUCAUCAACACUUUUGAUUUUGCUUCUGGUUCAUCACACGACGAACAACAAGUGGGUAACCUGUGGAGUGAAGGCAAUCUUUUGUCUGUGGCGUUGUCAGGUGAAAUCCGCUACCUUGACAAGAACACUGGAAGCAUUUCUCGCAGCAUUCACGGACAUUCCAAGGCUACUACUUCUUUGACCAGCACAAGCAACGAUAUAUUGUUCACCGGAUCAUACGACGGACGGGUAUGUGGUUGGCAGUAUGGAACCGAAAAAGACAAGACAUUGCCACAGCCAUUGAAGGGUGAACAGCAUACCAAUCAAAUUACCUCUAUGGUUGUUCAAGGUGAUUCCUUGUUUUCUGCUGGUAUGGACGAUGUCAUUCGCAUAGGGAAGGCUACCGACCAAACAUACAGUGGCUCCUCCAUUGCCGUUGGCUCUCAACCCAAAACUGUAUCUGUUAGCAAUGAUGACACCUUGGUUGUUGCCACUGGAAGUAGUAUUCAAAUUUACGACAAGCAGCAAAAGAAGUUGGGCGAAAAUAGUAAACUUGGUUUUAACCCUACCGCCGCUGGGAUCAGUGCUAAUGGCAAGAUUAUCGUCGUUGGUGGUGAGGAUGGUAAAUCCAGAGUCUACAAAUAUGAAAACGGCAAAGCCUCCUUAGAGCACACAUUGGAAAACAACCGAGGUGCUGUUUCUGCCAUUGCCGUCAACCCGAAGGAAGACCUUGUGGCAGUUGGUGAUAGCGUCGGCAAGAUUUUCGUGUAUGAUUUAACAACUGGAAAGUCCAUUGUAUCACAAUGGGUAUACCAUAGCGCACGCAUCACAUCAAUUAAGUGGUCUGAGUGCGGAGUGUUCGCAGUCAGCGGCAGUUUGGAUACCAAUAUUUAUGUCUGGAACCGAGAGAAGCCUUUCAAGAAGGCAGUGGUAAAAAAUGCCCAUGUAGACGCUGUCAACGAUGUCCAAUUUUUGAACAAAACCGGCGACAAGCUGACGGUUGCUUCGGUAGGUCAAGAAGGAGCUCUCAAGAUUUGGACAGUGGAUCCCGUCGUUUAGAGAGGAGGCACAGGGAGAUAAGCCUCCCACGUGACAUAUAUGAUUUUUCAGUGAAUCAAAUCAAUAAAAAUUUUUUUUUCACUGUGCGAUUGGGCCCAAAAAUUUGAG
Messenger RNA from Umbelopsis ramanniana AG, 1986 nucleotides. RefSeq lists its product as uncharacterized. NCBI's taxonomy places the organism in Eukaryota, Fungi, Mucoromycota, Umbelopsidomycetes, Umbelopsidales, Umbelopsidaceae. The transcript has 8 exons. Gene Ontology annotation, molecular function: actin filament binding. The record is from RefSeq and is a predicted model, not a curated record. Bases 40 to 1878 code for a protein of 612 amino acids. Gene Ontology annotation, cellular component: cortical actin cytoskeleton. Gene Ontology annotation, biological process: positive regulation of actin filament depolymerization; actin filament depolymerization.